AAAAAUCGAUUAAAAUCGUAAUCGUCCAAGAUGACAAAAAAAAAGAAAAUCGAGAUUUUAUUUUUUGGCCAUAUCGCCCAGCCCUAGACGAGCGUGCGGCGCACGCCCGAGCGUAGAGUUGCAUGGCGGUGCCCGGUCGGGACCGGGGGUGAACGGACAGGCGGUGUAGGUUUGGAGAAAUGAACGUGUCAUUCCUCAUAGAUAUAUACAAACACUAGAUGGCUCAUGAGCGCUGUCAGCCUAUGGGGAGCGACGUCGCCACAUGGCGGCCAUCUUGGGACAGGGCUGCUCGAUCACUCAUAACAUUAAAGUCAAUGGAGCAUGGAUUUUAAAAUCACUGUAGAUUGCUCAAUUUUCAACUGAUUUUACAACAGCUUGGUUUUAGGGCUGCCACGAUUAGUCGACUAGUCACGAUUAUGUCGACUAUUAAAAUCGUCGACAACUAAUUUAAUAGUCGACGCUUCGUCUUUUUUUAAAUCACUGUUUUUCUCUCAAAACUGCUGCGGCAUCUUCCACUGCCGCGUCUGCCUUUCUGUCCUUGACACACAUGCGCACUAGGGGUAAUCGGGAUCAGCCGCGAUGUCACCGGAAAUUUAUACCUGACUGGCUAUGGUAUCAUGGCAACCCGGCGGCAACGGAACUCUAAAGUGUGGGAGCAUUUUAAGCAAACACAAGACAAAAGUGUGCAAUGCAAUAUCUGCAAGACAGAGCUUUCCUUUCACGGCAGCACAAGUGCGAUGCACGAGCACCUGAAAAGGAAGCACGUUUUGGCUUGUGACAACGAUGAAGAGGGACCGUCGUCUCGUGCUAAAAAAGUACGUUCUUCUUCAAUGGACGGAUUUGUUACAAAGCUAGCUACAUGCACACCUCAGCAAGCAAAUGUUCUGACUGAGUCCAUACUGAACAUGUUGGUGACGGACAUGAGACCCCUGUCGAUGGUGGAGGAUGAAGGGUUUAAGGAGAUGAUUAAACAAUUCAACCCGGAUUAUCACAACAACUACCUACCAGGCAGAUCCCACUUCACCGCAUUGAUGGAGAAGAAAUAUCAUGCAACCUUUGAGAAGGUAAAGGAGACCCUCAGGGGCGUCAACAGUUUCCUCACGCUGACUGCUGAUGUGUGGACCAGUCGUGCAACAGAGGCUUACCUUGGAGUGUCUUGCCAUUUCCUGAGUGAAGACUGGAAAAUGAAGAUGUUCAACCUUUCCACCAUGCCUCUUGAGGAGAGGCAUACUGGUGCAAAUAUAUUGACAUGGAUGGAACAGGUUUUAGCAAAGUUUGACAUCUUGCCCACCAAAAUAAAAGCAGUAGUUCAUGAUAGUGGUUCCAAUAUGGUGGCAGCAAUGCGACUGCUUGAAGAAAAACAUGGAUGGGCCUCCAUCCGCUGUGCUGGACACACACUCCAGCUCGUAGUCAACACUGCUCUCAAAGAAACCACCAUUAGCAGAGCACUCGGUGCUGCCAGGCAGCUUGUGGAGCACUUUAAGAGAAGCGAGCUGGCUAGUACAAAGUUAAAGAUGAAGCAGGAGCAAAUGAAUGUUAAGCAAAAUGCACUGAUCCAGGAUGUCAGUACAAGAUGGAACAGUACAUUCCACAUGAUUGAAAGACUCCUUGAACAGCGCUGGCCUCUCACUGCCACUCUGUCAGAUCCCGAAGUAACUCCAAGGGGGAAACACUACUUCGACCUGAAGCCAGAGCAGUGGGAGCUGCUUGAAGAAUUGAAGCAGGGGUUGGCACCUUUUGAGACUGCUACUGUUUACCUUAGUGCACAGCAGUACACAACCAUUUCAGGUCUUCCACAGGUGGUCAAAGGGCUGACACGGGCUGUACACCAAAGCCAAUUUGAGACAAACUCAGGAAAAUCCUUCAUUUCCAGUGCAGAAAAGGGGAUAACACAGAGGUGGGGGAGUAUUUGCACUAUCUCAGGAGACAAAGAAAAUCCAGUUCUUCUUGCAGCUGCCCUGGACCCGAGAUACAGAAAGCUGAAGUUUUUGACUCCUGAAGAUGGCAUCAGACUGCAGGGGAGUAUUGAAGUGCUUGCUGUCAAAGAAGCAAAAACGACUGGGACACAGGAUGCAAAAGGGCCAAUGCAGAGGGCCCAUGGUUCAGGUAGAAAGAGUGCUCUGGAAACCCUUCUUCAGUCUGACACAGACAGUUUGAGUGAAAAUGAGGAUGGAGAAUCUGAGGAGGACAGAAAGAUCCAAGUUGUGAUAAAUGAAGUUCGGCUGUACUUCGGAGAGGCUUCACUUCCUAAAAACGAGGAUCCACUGGAAUGGUGGAGUGCAAAUGAGGGGCGUUUCCCCACAAUGUCAAAGCUUGCCAAAUCAUUUCUGUGCAUCCCUGCAACCUCCACCCCAUCGGAGCGGAUUUUCUCUGCAGCAGGGAACAUCUGCUCUCAAAAGAGAGCAAGCCUUUCUUCAGGACAUGUAGAAAUGCUAACUUUCCUGGCUAUGAACAAGACCCUUGUGCAGUUUGGCAUUAUAUAGAGUAACAGUAUAGUAAAGUUGAAUACUGUUGUGAGCACUGAGCACAAAACGCACUUUUGUUACAUUUGAGUCAGUGAGACCAAAACUUUAAUAAUUCCUUAGUUACAAGUGCCUACCUCAUUGUUGCUAUGUUUGAUGCCAAAGACAAAUUAAGGAAAGAAAAGGCCUAAAAAAUAAAUAUAAAGUUUUUUUUUUGUGUUGUUUAGGCAAGUGCCUUUUCCUUAUUUUACUCAGGUGUUUGCACUUUAUGCUACACAGUUAAACAACUGUUUGUUGCUACAAGCAUAUUUUAUUAAAGGUUUAUUGAACUGUUAUCUUAAUUGUCUUUAUUUUUAGUUGGCAUGUAUCUUAAACACUUCAAGCUGAAAGCUAAUUAUGGUUAUAUAAGAGCAGCUUCAUGCUGGUGCGAUAAGUUGUAUGUUUUACUUUGAAUUUACGUAUCAUCCGAUUAGUCGACUAAUCGAUAAGAUAAUCGGUGACUAGUCGACUAUCAAAAUAAUCGUUUGUGGCAGCCCUACUUGGUUUGUUAUAAACGUCAGAGA
This is a messenger RNA of Acanthochromis polyacanthus (spiny chromis), 3025 nucleotides long. Its product is annotated as E3 SUMO-protein ligase ZBED1-like. Gene Ontology annotation, molecular function: protein dimerization activity; DNA binding. Bases 618 to 2483 code for a protein of 621 amino acids. Lineage: Eukaryota; Metazoa; Chordata; Actinopteri; Pomacentridae. The transcript has 3 exons. The record is from RefSeq and is a predicted model, not a curated record.